Molecule: messenger RNA, 203 nt
Organism: Prorocentrum cordatum
Lineage: Eukaryota; Dinophyceae; Prorocentrales; Prorocentraceae
Source: the annotation of a GenBank genome assembly
GUGCUGGUGCGCCGCGCUGCACGGCGGCGCUUCGAGCGCUGGCCGCGCCUCGACGAGAGAGACACGCACCAGGUGCUCCUCGGGGACUGCCCGCAGCGCUUCUGCACCGGCGGGCCCGACGUGGCAGGAGACCCGGGCGACAACGUCUUCGUCGUCAGCCUGCCGCGGCGGCCGUCGAAGCUGCGGCACGCGCUGCACGAGCU